CCAACCCACCUAAGGGCUCAAUGAAGGGGGACAAGCUCAAGGAGCAAGACCCUUGCCCUCCCCCACCCAUCCAAGGGCUCAUGAAGGGGGACAAGCGUGAGGAGCAGGGGCUGGACCCCGAACCUGAAGUCCCCCAGCAGCCCACAGAGGAGGAGGAGGCUCUGAUCGAGUUCCACCGUUCCUACCGAGAGCUCUUCCAGUUCUUCUGCAACAAUACCACCAUCCACGGUGCCAUCCGCCUGGUGUGCUCCAAGCACAACCGCAUGAAGACGGCCUUCUGGGCCGUGCUCUGGCUCUGUACGUUUGGCAUGAUGUACUGGCAGUUUGCCCUGAUGUUUGAAGAGUACUUCAGCUACCCUGUCAGCCUCAACAUCAACCUCAACUCUGACAAGCUCGUCUUCCCUGCUGUCACGGUCUGCACUCUCAAUCCCUACAGGUAUAAUGAAAUUAAAUCGGAGCUGGAGGAGCUGGACCACAUCACAGAGCAGACGCUCUUUGACCUGUACAAAUACAAGUUCAACAAGCGCCUGGCCAGUCCCCGCGGCCGUCGCGAUCUCGGGGGCACUCUGCCGCACCCACUGCAGCGCCUGCGGGUCCUGCCCCAGCCCCACAAGGCCCGCAGAGCACGCGGCGCGACCUCCAGCAUGCGGGACAACAACCCCCAGGUGGACAGGAAAGACUGGAAGAUUGGUUUCCAACUGUGCAACCAGAACAAAUCUGACUGCUUCUACCAAACAUACUCAUCAGGGGUGGAUGCGGUGAGGGAGUGGUACCGCUUCCACUACAUCAACAUUCUGUCCAGGCUACAAGAUACCUCACCAUCUCUGCAGGAGGAGGCACUGGGCAACUUCAUCUUCACCUGCCGCUUCAACCAGGCCUCCUGCAACCAGGCGAAUUACUCUCACUUCCACCACCCAAUGUAUGGGAAUUGCUAUACUUUCAACAACAAGAACAAUUCCAACCUCUGGAUGUCUUCCAUGCCAGGAAUCAACAAUGGUCUGUCCCUGACAUUGCGCACAGAGCAGAAAGACUUCAUCCCCCUGCUGUCCACGGUGACUGGGGCCAGGGUAAUGGUGCAUGGGCAGGAUGAGCCGGCUUUCAUGGAUGAUGGUGGCUUUAACCUGCGGCCUGGUGUGGAGACCUCCAUCAGCAUGAGGAAGGAAGCCCUGGAUAGGCUUGGAGGCAACUAUGGUGACUGCACUGAGAAUGGCAGUGAUGUCCCUGUCAAGAACCUUUACCCUUCUAAGUACUCGCAGCAGGUGUGCAUCCACUCCUGCUUCCAGGAGAGCAUGAUCAAGGAGUGUGGCUGCGCCUACAUCUUCUACCCAAAGCCUCAGGAUGUGGAGUACUGCGACUACAGGAAGCACAGCGCCUGGGGCUACUGCUACUAUAAGCUCCUGGGAGCCUUCUCUACAGACAGCCUGGGCUGUUUCACCAAGUGCAGGAAGCCAUGCAGUGUGACCAAUUACAAGCUGUCUGCUGGUUACUCUCGAUGGCCCUCAGUGAAAUCCCAGGACUGGAUUUUCCAGAUGCUGUCCCUACAGAACAAUUACCCCAUCAACAACAGAAGAAGUGGAGUUGCUAAACUCAACAUCUUCUUCAAGGAGCUGAACUACAAGACCAAUUCUGAAUCUCCCUCUGUCACGAUGGUCACCCUCCUGUCYAACCUGGGCAGCCAGUGGAGCCUGUGGUUUGGCUCCUCAGUGCUGUCUGUGGUGGAGAUGGCCGAGCUCAUCUUUGACCUCCUGGUCAUCACAUUCCUCAUGCUGCUGCGCAGGUUCCGAAGCCGAUACUGGUCUCCAGGACGAGGGGCCAGGAGUGCAAGGGAGGUGGCCUCCACUCCACCUUCCUCCCUUCCCUCCCGCUUCUGUCCUCACCCUACAUCCCCAUCCUUGCCUCAACCAGGCCCUACUCCCUCCUUGGCCUUGACAGCCCCUCCACCUGCUUAUGCCACCCUAGGUCCCUGUCCAUCUCCCUUGAGCUCAGCAGGGGCCAGCUCCUCUGCCUGCGCCCUGGGAGAGCUCUGAUAGGGAACUGAGCCUAGAGUGUUUCUCCCACCAAGGCCUGCGCUCCCCUGUGGGAGGGGCCCAGCCUCGGCAAGGUUAAAAGAUGUUUGGGGCUUCCUCUCAAAGCUUCUCACUGCCUUUGGUGUGGGGGAGGGAAGCAGGAUGGGUAAGGGGUCCAGGAAGUUGCCCAGAGAACAGCGGCCAAUGAAGCCACCCAGAACUGCUUUGGUCCUGCCCUGCAACCUCGGUCCUGCCUUUGAACACUCUGAUUUCCACACAAGUGCAAACAAGUCUCCUUUUCCCUUGGAUCAGCCA
Molecule: messenger RNA, 2321 nt
Organism: Urocitellus parryii (Arctic ground squirrel)
Lineage: Eukaryota; Metazoa; Chordata; Mammalia; Rodentia; Sciuridae
Gene: Scnn1a
Product: sodium channel epithelial 1 subunit alpha
Biological process (GO): sodium ion transmembrane transport
Cellular component (GO): plasma membrane; sodium channel complex
Molecular function (GO): ligand-gated sodium channel activity
Source: RefSeq, a predicted model, not a curated record